ACUCGUGUUCUGGCAGGGACUCGCUUUUCGGCACGACAGCGUCACAAAUCCACUCAACCAAUCACUGCGCACUAUUCCACGUCAUGUAAACAACAUGGCGGCGCCCUCCAUGGAGCCCGCAACUAGCGGAUUUUUACCUACAUUUUUCGAUAUAGUCAAUGAAAGGAAUGAAAACAUGGACAUUUUUGAACGAAUCAAUGAACCUGUGCUGGCUCCUGCAGUGGGUAAGAAACGCAAGGCAUCAAAAAACAACCAUACUCGCGAGAACAUUAAGAAGAUGAGGCACUCUGGAGGUGGAAAACUGCCCGCUGUCAGUUGCACUCAUAACAAAACCACCACCGUUUUUUGUCAUGCUGACAAACUGACCCCAGGCGAUCUUGAGAAAAACUUUCAAAACUUUUAUAGCCAUUCAACGAAGACAGAACAGGAUCAAGCCCUUCUACGGCUCAUCACCGUCAAAAAAGUCCAUCGCAGACGUCCGAAAGUUGAAAACACAGAUAAACAAAAGGAGAGGGAAGUCACCAAUGAAUAUCAUUUACUGACUGAAGAUCAUCCAACAAAGAUUCCGGUCUGCAAGUCCACAUUUUGCAGCGUUUUGGGCAUCAGCAAAGAUCGCGUGGCUCGAGUGGCCAAGUACUACGCGGUCAACGCUACGGCCAGACCAGAAAACAGAGGCGGUGCACGGAAGGUGGUGGAGAACGAGGUGAAGAAGCAGAUGGUCAAGGACCACAUCCAGACCUUCAUGUGCCGGGCCAGCCAGCAGGGGAAAAAGGCAGCAGCUGGCCGCAAAUACACGUACCUGCCCAGUGACCUCAGCGUGAAGAAAAUGCACAGGCUCUUCGACGAGCAGAACCCCAAGCUUGUCAGCUACUCCCUGUACCACAGUAUUUCCAAGAACGACUUCAACCUACGAUUCGACCGCCCAUCCACUGAUGCCUGCUCAUCUUGUGGUAAAAAAUCAUCGGAGAGUGCAAGCAAAGGACCCCAGCUUACCUGAAGAUGGAAAACAUAGGGAGUCUCGCGUAAUCUUGCAUAUCAAAAUGUGUGAAGACCAAAGAUUCUAGAAACACUGCACAAUAGAAUCUUUGAUGGAGAUCAUAACUGAAUUUUACAUGUAAUCACAUGAGAUUAACUGUAUGUAACCACAUGUAGUGUGUAUGUGUAACUGAAGUCAUCCUACGUAGUCCACCACUCGGGAUUCGAACUUGUGACAUUCCAGUCAAUGCUCCAGUUUGGCAUUGGAGGCACAGGUGCGAUACCACUUAGCUAAAAGUCUGGACCAAUAGCUCAGCGCUACCGCAUCUGCAUGAGGCUUCUGAAGGGAGCAGGGGUCAGGAACCUAUGGCUCUAGAGCCACAUGUGGCUCUUUUGGGAACUGUAUAUGGCUCUUACUUAUCUAGGGUUGCCAACCACCCCUUGAAA
This is a messenger RNA of Engraulis encrasicolus (European anchovy), 1422 nucleotides long. RefSeq lists its product as uncharacterized. The record is from RefSeq and is a predicted model, not a curated record. The coding region runs from base 95 to 997 and encodes 300 amino acids. Lineage: Eukaryota; Metazoa; Chordata; Actinopteri; Clupeiformes; Engraulidae. The transcript has 2 exons.